Dendronephthya gigantea is the source of this 1257-nucleotide messenger RNA. RefSeq lists its product as uncharacterized. The record is from RefSeq and is a predicted model, not a curated record. The coding region runs from base 34 to 1257 and encodes 407 amino acids. Lineage: Eukaryota; Metazoa; Cnidaria; Anthozoa; Malacalcyonacea; Nephtheidae. The transcript has 7 exons.
GCUCACGACCCUAAUGAAUUAUGCCUUUCAAAAAUGAAAGAGACGGCUAAAAGAGUACUCGAAGACCAAGGUUCUGGUAGCGGAAAGUAUUCAUAUGGCACAACGGGAUUUGGGGUAAUAGCCAUGACUAAAGACGAGGAUAUGUUGAAGAGAAAAACACUGCUGGACUUUAAUCUCCAGGUUGACGAUUGUGUGAGGCAAUUGGGCAGCCACGCGAUUGAGGUUCUAGACGUUUACUAUAGCGAUGGAAGUGUUUUGAAUGUUUUGGGAGAAGAAAGGGAGCGCUUAACGAAAACAGAAUAUAACAUCCUUAUUGCAGGCGAAAGUAGCGCCGGAAAAAGUAGUUUAGUCAAUCUUAUUCUCGGCGAAGAGCUUCUUCCACAUCACAAUCUCAAUACCACCUCCACAAUAUGCGAGGUAAAACAUGGGGAAAAACGAGAAUUGAUUGCUCACUAUAACUACGAUGAGGAACAAAGGAUGCGGCCCAAACCUGAAAUACAUCCGUUGAGAACAAAAGAAGAAUGCGGCAAAAAUUACUGUGAACAAAUCGCUCCCUUCGUGCAAAGGAAGUCCAACGAAAGAUCUAAAUAUACUAGAGUAGAAAUCUUUUGGCCGCAUGAAUUACUUGAGGAAGAAAUUGUUAUUGUCGAUAGUCCAGGCCUGGGUGAAUGUGAUGAAAUGGAUGCAGUUCUGAUGAAUUAUCUUCCGAAUGCUUUUGCGUUCAUUUAUGUUCUUGACGUUUCCCGUGCUGGAGGAAUACAGAAAGAUAUCAAAGAGAAGUUAAGGAACAUCUUAAAAAAGGUGAAGUCAUCUGAUGGCGGCGUUGAGACCCUUCACCAUUUAGCCGAAUGUUCGCUUUUUAUCUGCAAUAAAUGGGAUCAAGUAAAAGAGGAGAAAGAGGCCAUCGAAGUACAGGAAUAUGGCGGAGUCACAGAAGAGUUCAAUGAUUUACUCCAAAAAAUUAAGACGAUGAGUAACCUACUUCUUCAACCCAAGAGGUGCAAUCAACUCACCAAGAAACCCGUGAACGAAUGGAAGAAAUCGAGAGACGCAUCGAAAAGAUUGAACGAAAGAGCAAGAUGUAAAGAGAGAAAUGGAGGAAAGAGUGAAAACCCAGACCAAAGUUCUCCAAGCCAAACUGAAGUUAUAUCUACUCGAUGGAUUUCAAAACGAAAUUCUGCUCUUGGACGAAUUGUGCACUUCCGAAGGAGAAAUAACUUGGGAAAUGACAAAGAGAAACAUCAAAGAAGCAAUUGA